Molecule: messenger RNA, 1395 nt
Organism: Culex quinquefasciatus (southern house mosquito)
Lineage: Eukaryota; Metazoa; Arthropoda; Insecta; Diptera; Culicidae
Product: glucose-6-phosphate 1-epimerase
Exons: 8
Coding region: 419-1312 (297 amino acids)
Biological process (GO): carbohydrate metabolic process
Molecular function (GO): carbohydrate binding; isomerase activity
Source: RefSeq, a predicted model, not a curated record
UCGCCGGAUCAGUUCGCUGUCGCUGGCGAAGCAGUGAGGUUGUGAUUUUCCCGCUUUCCCACGGUGUGUGUGUGCGUUCGUGGUGCUUACUUAGUAGGCUUAGUAGGCCCUGGUGGCUGAGGUGACCACCACCGGAUUCGUUCCCCAGUUUAAAUUCUCAGUUGUGACUGGACUUGGUCGUUGAGCCCAAGGGACGCCAGGUUGGUGGACCAACCGAGUCCUAAACUCUCCGUUCCGGCGAGGUCCCCGUGGAGUAGGAGCCUUGACCUUGGAGCAAGUGUUACAAAGUGCUAGUGAGCGCGAGUCGACUUGUGGAAGUCGUGGGAGCACGGAACCAGACACUUGACACGGAAGUGUGUCCCCCUUUGAAGGUACCCUUUUUCCGCGGCGCGAUCGUACCACCAGAAACCGGGCGUGGAUGUGUGAUCAGGCCAAACCCCGGAAGAAAAAGGAAAAGUUCCAGUACAACAAAUCGAUUAUGGCCGCUACCAGCGUGGUGGUCCUGGAUCGUGGCAAUAAUACGACCUGCACCAUCAAUCUGCAUGGUGCAACGGUCGUAUCAUGGCGCGUCAACAACCAGGAACAGCUGUUUGUAAGCAAAUUGGCAGUUUUCGAUGGGAAAAAGGCGAUACGAGGAGGCAUACCAUUCGUGUUUCCCCAGUUUGGCCCGUGGAACUUCGGGCCCCAGCACGGGUUCGCCCGGGUCGUCCGGUGGACGCUCGAGCGGUCCCCGGAGCGACUGCCGAGCGGCGACAUGGAGGCCGUGUUCAGCCUUAUGGAUAACGAAAUCACCCGAUCCAUGUGGAACUACCCCUUCCGCAUCACGUACCGACUGAUCCUGCGCGAGAAGGAGCUCCACUUCCACAUCGGCGUGUACAACCCGAGCAAGGACAUUACCUUCUCGUUCAACCUGCUGCUGCACACGUACUUGAAGGUGCCGGACGUGCGCCGGUGUCAGAUCACCGGCCUGCACGGGUGUACCUUUAUCGAUAAGACUAGAGACGGUGCUAUCUACCAGGAGGGUCGCGACGUGGUGACAAUCAACGAAUGGACGGACCGGAUCUACCAGCACACGCCCCAAGAGCACGUCAUCACGAACGUGGUGUCCGGCCGGAAGAUGCGGCUGCAAAAGUACAACUUUCCCGAUACGGUGGUGUGGAACCCCUGGAUGGACAAGGCCCGGGAGUGCCAGGACUUUGGCGAUGACGAGUAUCCGAACAUGAUCUGCGUCGAGGCCGGCCACGUGUCCACGCCGGUGAUCCUCCUGCCCGGAACCGCGUUCGAGGCGAGUCAAAUACUUCAGGUCAUGUGAGUAGAAACCCAGGGAGGUGCUGUGACCCGCAGUAAAGGUUCCUCCCGAGCAAAAUCCAAGAAAAACCAGCAGCAGAACCAGCA